This is a messenger RNA of Callorhinus ursinus (northern fur seal), 942 nucleotides long. RefSeq names its product olfactory receptor 1C1-like. Gene Ontology annotation, molecular function: G protein-coupled receptor activity; olfactory receptor activity. Gene Ontology annotation, cellular component: membrane. Lineage: Eukaryota; Metazoa; Chordata; Mammalia; Carnivora; Otariidae. The record is from RefSeq and is a predicted model, not a curated record. Gene Ontology annotation, biological process: G protein-coupled receptor signaling pathway.
AUGGAAACAAGAAAUCUAACAGUCAUCAAAGAAUUCAUCCUUCUGGGACUUUCUGGAUCAGCAGAGCAGCAAUAUUUCUUAUCUGUGCUAUUUCUCUGUAUGUAUUUAAUGACUGUAUCAGGCAACAUGCUCAUCAUCAUCUUGGUUGUUGGCUUUAACUCUCACCUCCAUUUACCCAGGCAUUUCUUCUUAAGUAACUUGGCCUUUGUGGACAUCUGUUUUUCCUCCUCUACUAUUCCCCAAAUGAUAGUGAACAUCUUAACUGAUACACAGACUAUUUCUUUUGUAGGGUGCCUCAGCCACUUUUUCUUCUUCAUUGCUUUUGUGAAUAGGGACAGCCUUCUUCUGUGUGUGAUAGCAUAUGAUAGGUACGUGGCAAUUUGCCACCUUUUACAUUAUAUUGCCAUUAUGAAUCCCCACCUUUGUGUCUGGCUAGUGGCUGGGCUCUGGCUUGUCACCUAUCUCUAUGCCCUCUUACACACUGUUUUAAUGGCACAUCUGUCCUGUGCUUCCAAUAUCAUGCACCAUUUCUUCUGUGAUCUCAACCCCCUCCUGCAGCUCUCUUGCUCUGAUAUAUCCCGCAGUGUGAUGGUUAUUUUUAUAGUAGGAGGUCUAUUUGCUCUCACUCCCUUUAUAUGCAUCCUCAUAUCUUAUGGACUGAUCUUCUCCACGAUCCUGAAGAUCACAUGUACUCAGGGGAAACAGAGAGCUUGCUCCACCUGUGGCUGCCACCUAUCAGUGGUGGUGGUGUUCUAUGGCACAGCAAGCACUGUCUAUUUCAGUCCCUCCUCCUCUUUUGUCCCUAAAAGUUGAACAAUUUUAGCCCUUAUGUAUUCAUUGGUGACUCCAAUGCUGAAUCCUUUCAUCUACAGUCUAAGGAACAGUGAUAUGAAAAGAGCACUUCAGAAAAUGCUUUGUAAAGGUGCACGCUUUCAGCAGUAA